UGCUUCCCUGUCAGGCAAUCGCCUGGACACCUCAGUUGGAGGAUCAGCUGCUGGGAGCGCGGGGUCCUCCGGCUUUCCCAAUAUGGCGGCGCCCAGCGAAGUCGUGAGCUGCGUGGAUUUUGCGGAGUUUCAGGAAAUACUCCGAGUAAUGAGGACCAUCGACGACCGGAUUGUACAUGAGCUGAACACGACUCUUCCCACCGUCUCCUUCGCAGGCAAAAUCGACGCGGGCCAAACAUGCAAGCAGCUGUAUGAAUCUCUGCAGAAUGCUCACCUCAGCCGGGACAAGGCCAUCAAAAGCUGCAUAGCUCAGACCUCCGUCACUGUGAAUAAGCUCCAGGGGGACCGAAAAAAAGACUCCGAUAAUCUAGCAAUAGUUAAACAGCUCAGGAAAGAGCAGUCGAAGUUAAAAUUCUUGCAGUCCGAGCUGAACGUGGAAGAGGUUGUGAACGACAGAAGCUGGAAGGUAUUUAACGAGCGUUGCCGGCUGCACUAUAAACCCCCGAAGAGCCUAUAAUCCAAGGCAAUAGAUAAUUACAGGGUUGACGGACAAUUCAGCCAGGAGGCCGCGCAGGUUCUGGAGUUCCAGCCGGAUGUCAAAGUCCAGAUUUUCACUGAUCGGGGGCAGCCGAAAAACAGCAGAUCCAACAAACUGAUAUGAAACGUGUCUGAUUUGCGAAACCAACUUGCCGUUUUUGUAUGAAAUCCUGGAACGUGUUUUAUAACCAUUAAAUAUCAUUUUCAGAG
This is a messenger RNA of Spea bombifrons (plains spadefoot toad), 747 nucleotides long. It is a transcript of the gene MIX23, whose product is annotated as mitochondrial matrix import factor 23. The record is from RefSeq and is a predicted model, not a curated record. The transcript has 5 exons. Bases 83 to 517 code for a protein of 144 amino acids. Gene Ontology annotation, cellular component: mitochondrial intermembrane space; mitochondrion. NCBI's taxonomy places the organism in Eukaryota, Metazoa, Chordata, Amphibia, Anura, Pelobatidae.